CAUUAAAACGAACCAGAAACCAAAUCACCUUCACGGCACACUGCUCGUUCUCUCUCUCUCUCUCUCUCUCUCUGUGAGCAACCUGAGGGAUAAGAAACUGUCAGAAAAUCGGUGCCUUCAUGCCCUAGAAAUCCUCGAACUCGAUCGGUUACUUCAAUCAAAGAAAUGGCGAAUGAAACUCAAAAGUACCUAGAGCCAUGGAAUCGGUUAGACGGAAAGGUAGUGAUGGUGACUGGGGCUUCUUCUGGUAUUGGUCUUGAAUUCUGCUUGGAUCUUGCUAAGGCUGGAUGCAAAAUCAUCGCCGCUGCUCGUAGGAAAGACAGAUUAGUUUCUAUUUGUAACGAAAUCAAUCAAUUUAGCUCCAACAGAGCUGUUGCUGUAGAGCUCGAUGUGAGCGCCAAGGGACCUGAAAUCGAUGCGUCUGUGCAGAAAGCCUGGGAUGCGUUCGGUUGGAUUGAUGCCUUGGUUAACAACGCCGGAAUUAGAGG
This is a messenger RNA of Macadamia integrifolia, 488 nucleotides long. Its product is annotated as 3-oxoacyl-[acyl-carrier-protein] reductase FabG-like. Gene Ontology annotation, molecular function: oxidoreductase activity. The record is from RefSeq and is a predicted model, not a curated record. NCBI's taxonomy places the organism in Eukaryota, Viridiplantae, Streptophyta, Magnoliopsida, Proteales, Proteaceae.